Molecule: messenger RNA, 1633 nt
Organism: Aspergillus caelatus
Lineage: Eukaryota; Fungi; Ascomycota; Eurotiomycetes; Eurotiales; Aspergillaceae
Product: ubiquitin domain-containing protein
Exons: 3
Coding region: 402-1277 (291 amino acids)
Molecular function (GO): protein binding
Source: RefSeq, a predicted model, not a curated record
UUUGCACUCCCUUCUCCUCUUCUUCUUCUUCCUCUUCCUCUUUCUCUUCCUCUCCUCUUCGGACUCCUUUUCUGUCCUAAGCUUCUCCCAGCGCCUUGUUUAGAAGACGAAUCUCCUACUCACGACGCUUAUCAUUCCAGCUUCUUAUCAGUCCAUACCAAAUACGUCAUGCGACGGUUCUCGACCGUGGGCCAUUAAUUCCCCAGAGUCAGUCAUACGAUUUCCGCUCAGGUACAUACAAACAGUACAUUCCAAACGGUGUACCUCCGUUCUCAUCUUCGGCCUUUUUUCACUCUUCCACAACUACGUCUCCGUUCCCAUACCAGGGAAUCUUGGGAAUCUUAGAGCUUUUCGCAUUACGCUUUCUGGCUGAAUGGAGUCCAGUCUUCAAUAUCUACAAGAUGGGUUGUUGCUUGUCCACUUCGCGUGACAACCGCUCCGCAUAUGCAACCCAGGCAGCCACCGAAGAGCGCCGUCCGGAAGCGUCCUCUCGUGGAGUGAGUUCAACCGCCGCCACCGCUAUCCCUUCUAACUCGGCGCGUGUCGUCAUUCGUUCCUCCCCGGAUAAUCUCCCCCUAAAUGAGAAUUUCAACGCCCCUAUCCGCCGUCAUGUCUGGUAUAGCAAGCGACGACUGUGGAAUCGUGCGCAGCUGGAUCAGGAGCGCAAGGAGUUCUUCGAGACGCGGGUGACGGGUAAACCUGAGAUCUGGGCCGCGCUGUCUGCGGCGAUCUCGCUCAUGCAGACGGGUGAUCUCACUACGGCUCAGAGCAUCAUUGACGCUGCCGGAGUCACGGUGCCUACGGGUGACUUGUGUCAGGGUGUCUAUGAUGAGCAAGGGGUCCUCUAUAGGUUACCACAGUGCAUUGUGAGCGAUCCAGAGAACUUGGUAAAAUCCAACCUCGCAGAAGAUGAUUUCGACACCGACGACGGCAAGUUAUCAUUGGACGAGGAAUCGGGGGACGAACUUAUUGCAGACGAUGCCGAGCGUCGCAGAGAUGAGAAGGGCAAGGUCAGCGAGCGAGAUUUAAUCCGCGUGAAAGCACGACUAAGCGAUAGAGGCGGGCCUGACAUGGUCGUGACUGUCGGCAAAACGCAGAAUGUUGCUUAUAUCGCCCGCAGAUUACAACAGGAAGCCGAGAUCCCCAAAACACAGCGCGUAAAAAUCGCCUACUUGGGCAAAAUCCUCAAAGAACAUUUACCCUUAGUCGAUCAAGGAUGGAAACAGGGUAAUGUGAUCAACGCAUUGGUUGUCGCACGGCCAUCUCCAUCAUGUUAAUCGCUGCUCCAUUUCUUCAAAUCCCUCGGAACUCCUCCCAGUCAAAAUUCCAAAUCGGAGAUUGACCCAUUUUUGCGAGACAUUUCGAGUAUUUAACGACAAUCACCAUUACGAUAUCCCCUAGUUUAUUGUUUAAUUUGCAUAAUACCCCAUGUUUUGUCCUUUCCAUCGCCUAUGUCCCACUAUCACACCUGCUCAAAUUUACCGCUUGUACAGGCUGUUCGGUUUGGCUGAUAGCCACCUCCUUCCUGGCCACGGCUUAUGUUAACAUCACAAUAUGUAUUGACUGCAGUUAUUUCCAUAGGAAUAGUCUAAUUAAUUUAAAUGUGAGUGCCCGUGUGGUAUUCGACCAUGAA